AACCAGGGCAUUUCCCUUUCACACUCCAUAACUCACUCACUCUCUGUCUCCCUCUACACCUCUCUCAUUCUCCCAACUUUAUUUUCCCCUAAAAUGGAAGAGUGAACCCAUUUGCCUUCCACGGUAGGAAUUGCAAUCUAGAUACUGUGAAAACCUCUGGGUUUUUCCCUACUCUUGCAGAAUUGGUGAGAAAUGAAAGCCACAAAGAUCCAAUUUUUUUCGAGGCAAUCCAUAGUUUCAUGGGGGGUUUUAGCACUGGGAGCCCUCUGAACCAACCAGUGACAAUGGAUGAACCAAUGAUUGAUACCGAGUUAAACGAGCUUCGUAAUGAUGAAGAAAGGGUUGUGCAAUUAGAAGGAAAUUUACUGGAGUUGAAUGAGUACCCAACAGAUUCAGUGCACAUCCAUGAAGGUACAGAAUUUCCUGAAUGUGGGCAAAAGAAAGAUGAUUCAGUUACAAAUGAAUUGGAUCCUUUUAUUGGUCAACGUUUUCGUAGUGAAGAAGAAGCUUUCAUUUGCUACAGACAAUAUGCAUAUAGGAAUGGAUUUUCAGUUCGGAAAGAUCGAUCUUUUGUAAAAAAUGAAGAAGUAAGAAGACGUGACUUUUGUUGUCAACGUGAAGGAAAACCUCCUGUGAAACUAUUUGAUCCAUCCAAGGAACAACGAAAUAGAAAAUCGGUAAAAUGUGGAUGCAAAGCUCGGAUGCGUAUCACUUUAAGGAAAUCCGGGGAUAUGUUUCCUCAAGAAUGGCAUGUCACAGAGUUUGUUAAAGAGCACAACCAUGAACGGUUGACUCCCACGGGAGUUCGGUUUCUUCCAGAAAUUAGAAAAAAUACUAAGGAGGAUGAAGAUGGUUUUCUUUUAUUAGAAGGCCUUUCGGAAGACUCCGUUAGCAAUGAAUUCGAUCCUUUUAUUGGUCAAUGUUUUCUUAGUGAAGAAGAAGCUUUUAUUUGCUACAAACAAUAUGCAAGUAGGAAUGGAUUUUCAAUUCGUAAAGAUCGCACAUUCAAAAAAAAUGAAGAAUUAAGAAGACGUGACUUUUGUUGUCAAUGUCAUGGAAAACGUCCUUUGAAACUUCUAGAUCCAUCCAAGGGACAACGAAACAGAAAAUCUAUAAAAUGUGGAUGCAGAGCUCGGAUGCGUAUCACUUGGAGAAAAUCAUUCGAUAUUUUUCCUCAAGAAUGGCAGAUCACAGAGUUUGUUAAAGAACACACCCAUGACCUGUUGACUCCUACAGAAGUUUGGUUUCCUCCCGUAAAUCAAAAAAUUAAAGAGGAGGAUGAAGCUCGUAUUCUUUCACUAAAAGAAGAAGGCCAUUCGGUUGGACAAAUAGUGCGUGUCAUGCAACUUGAAAAAUAUUUGAAUCAUGACUAUCUUCCAUUCUUCGAGAAAGAUGUUUGCGACCUUGUUACUAGAAUAAAAGGGAAGGAUGGAGUCAAUGAUGCAACUGAUCUUUUAAAACAUUGUGAAGCUGCAAAAGCAGAAAAUUGUGAGUUUCGAUAUGCUUUUACAAUAGACGAAGAAAGAAAGUUGGAGCAUCUUUUUUGGUCUCCAGCCCACUCUUUUGAUUGGUACCAAAAAUGCGGGGAUGUUGUUGUGUUUGAUACUACUCACAAGAUCAAUGCAUAUGAAAUGCCUUUUGGCAUUUUUGUGGGAGUCAAUAACAAUGGGAAGACAAUAUUGUUUGGAUGUGCACUUCUCCGAAACAAGACUACAAGUGCUUUUCAGUGGUUGAUGAAGACAUUUGUAUCUUUGAUGAAGAAACAACCAAAGACCAUCCUAACUGAUCAAGAUCCAAGGAUGACUGAAGCAAUUGCAAAAGAGUUUUCAUCAACAAAACAUAGCUUUUGCAUAUGGCACAUUACCAGUAAAUUUAGUGGUUGGUUUAUGGGUGUUCUUCGAAGAAACUAUCCAUGCUGGUGUGCUGAUUUUGAUAAGUUAUAUCACUUGGAUACUCCAGAAGAGUUUGAGUAUCAGUGGUCUCGAGUAGUUACGAAAUAUAAUUUGCAUAGCAACAAGCAUGUUGCUGGUUUGUAUGAAAUUAAGCAUUUUUGGGUGCCUGCUUACUUGCGUGAUCAUUUCUUUGGAGGGAUGAUAACGACGGGAAGAUCAGAAAGUAUAAAUGCAUUCAUAAAGCGGUUCACUAGCUCUCAUACGAAUCUGGAACAAUUUGUCAGACAGAACAAUGCCUGUCUCAAUGCAAGGGAUGAAUUGCAAAAUGCAGCACUCUGUCCAGCAGAAACAGUGUUGUAUACUUCUACGGUUGUUAAGGUUCUUUUACAACUGUGGUGCUGUGUCAAAGUAAUUCUGGAUUUGUUUAUUUUGGCUUUCGAUUCAUACAAAGGCUUCAUCAUCCAGGAUCCUUCAGCACUGGAGCAUACUGUUCAGAAUGAUUCCUGUAUUAAUGGAAGGGAUGAAUUGCAAAAUGCAGCACUCGGUCCUGCAUCUAAGGUUGUCAAGAAGCUCGAGGAAGAUCUACAAAUGCAAGGUCUAAAAUUAAAAUGGCAUGAAAAUAAUAUCAAAAAUUUUGAGUCUCAGAUAUGCAGAUUGGAGGCCUCCAUUCGAGAUAUGCAAGUUAGUCUUGGGACAUAUGAAUCGUCGAGUGCUCCAUUGAUGGAAGCUGAGGACUAUACUCGCAUGGAAAGUGAGGAGGAAACAGUAGACCAUAUCAUAAAGCAUGAAAAAUCUGCAGCUGGCAUUUUGUGCUCGCUGAAAAGUAGUCAUGGUAGCCAAGCUUCUCAUCUUCUGUUGACCAAGGAUGUUCUGGGUAUUGUUGCUCAACUUGGGAAAGUGGAUGAUGACAAUCUCAGCAGGCUUCUCGCAGAGUACCUUGGGAUAGAAACUAUGUUGGCAAUUGUCUGCAAGACUUGUGAUUCUGUUAAAGGUCUGGAAACAUAUGAGAAAGAUGGUUCUAUAACUAAAAGUUCUGGUAUUCACGGGCUUGGAAUUUCUAUAGGGAGGAAGUUGGAUGGUCGUUUUCUCGUCAUUUGUCUAGAGAAUUUAAGACCAUAUUCUGGCGAGUUUAUAUGUGAUGACCCCCAACAUAGGCUGGAUCUUCUGAAGCCAAGAUUACCAAAUGGGGAACCUCCACCUGGCUUUCUUGGGUUUGCGGUGAAUAUGAUCAACAUUGAUAAUGACAACUUAUUUUGUGUCACGGCCAAUGGUCAUGGCCUACGGGAGAUUCUUUUCUAUAACCUCUUCUCUGGUCUUCAAGUGUACAGAACAAGAACAGAUAUGCUACACGCUCUUCCUUGUAUAAGAAGUGGAGCCAUAUCUUUAGACGGUGGGAUAAUAAAGACUACUGGCAUGUUUUCCCUGGGAAACCGGGAAAACAUAGCUGUAAAAUUCCCGAAAAGCUGUGGAACGUCAAAUCUACGUGCCAACUAUUUUGAAACUGCAAGGCGGAUAACAGAGAUGAAAUGGGACAAAGAGAGGAGGCUGGAAGACAUGCAGAGGGAACGGGUCUUACUGGACCACACAAGGUACAAUUUCGACAUAAAGAAAAAAGAGCUUCUCAAGUUCAUCGCAGGAAGCUCGUCAUAUGUGACUCAGCAUCAGAUUCAGGCAAGGCGAUUGACUCCGACGUGAUAUCUGUAUUGAAGGUUAUUGGAGAUUGCUUAUUUUCUCUCCGCGCUAAUUUCUAUAUACGAUCCUCAAUGGAAUUCGAUCGUCUCAACACUCUCCUUGAGCUUGGCUCCGGGGACUUUCGCGAUAGGACUUCAGAAGCCUUGGGGUUUGCUGUCUUCAGUCUUUGUUUAGUGGAGAUAGUGAUUCUUGUAAAUUCAACGAGUCCCCCUCAUCUUUUAUUGUCUACUUUAGCUUUGGAUGUAGCCAUGUAGGGGCUCCUUGUAACAAAAGUACAAUGUGAAGUAAUUCUGUAUCACUUUCUCUUUCCA
Messenger RNA from Rhododendron vialii, 3895 nucleotides. RefSeq names its product protein FAR1-RELATED SEQUENCE 6-like. The record is from RefSeq and is a predicted model, not a curated record. NCBI's taxonomy places the organism in Eukaryota, Viridiplantae, Streptophyta, Magnoliopsida, Ericales, Ericaceae. The coding region runs from base 240 to 3587 and encodes 1115 amino acids. The transcript is spliced from 10 exons.